This is a messenger RNA of Pristis pectinata (smalltooth sawfish), 11393 nucleotides long. Its product is annotated as casein kinase I-like. NCBI's taxonomy places the organism in Eukaryota, Metazoa, Chordata, Chondrichthyes, Rhinopristiformes, Pristidae. Gene Ontology annotation, biological process: peptidyl-serine phosphorylation; positive regulation of canonical Wnt signaling pathway; endocytosis. Gene Ontology annotation, cellular component: nucleus; cytoplasm; plasma membrane. Gene Ontology annotation, molecular function: ATP binding; protein serine/threonine kinase activity. The transcript has 13 exons. The record is from RefSeq and is a predicted model, not a curated record. Bases 305 to 1690 code for a protein of 461 amino acids.
CAGCGGAGGGAGAGGGAGCGGCGGAGGGAGAGGAGUCCCCACCGUCCCGGCCACACAGUCCCGGCACACGUUUUCAGGAUUUGUUUUUGUAUCGCCAAUGUGAAUGAGAUGCAUCCAUGAAGACAGAAGGAAUUAAUUUGUUUUCUGACAAUAAGGGGAUGGAUGGCCAUCGGAUCUGAAGGCAGCCAUGCUGUUCAAUGACGGUCUUUGAUUGCACUAAAGGACUCAGCAUUGCCCACCAUAUUGGCAGCUUUAACACAAGUGCUCUGGACUUUCAUCGUUCAGCCGUGACCUUCCUGCUGCUAUGGAAUCUAGUCGGACAAGCAGAGAGCGAGAGAAGGAGAAAGCUGAGGAACCCCGACGGUCUAGCAAACAGUCUGGACGGAGUCCGUAUGGCACUCGCCCUGGCUCAAACCAGUCGUCAGGGGUUCUUAUGGUUGGACCGAAUUUUAGGGUUGGCAAGAAGAUUGGAUGUGGCAAUUUUGGAGAACUUCGAUUAGGUAAAAAUCUCUAUACGAAUGAGUAUGUAGCAAUCAAACUGGAACCUAUCAAGUCACGAGCGCCACAGCUUCAUUUAGAAUACAGGUUUUACAAACAACUCGGGAGCACAGCUGAAGGAAUUCCUCAGGUUUAUUACUUUGGACCAUGUAGUAAAUAUAAUGCCAUGGUACUGGAGCUGCUUGGACCAAGUCUGGAGGACCUCUUUGACAUAUGUGACCGAGCGUUCACACUGAAAACUGUGCUAAUGAUUGCCAUUCAGCUGCUUAACCGAAUGGAGUAUGUCCACUCAAAGAGCUUAAUCUACAGAGACGUCAAGCCGGAAAACUUUCUAAUUGGAAGGCAAGGCAAUAAAAAGGAUCACAUAAUCCAUAUAAUAGACUUUGGUUUAGCCAAGGAGUAUAUUGAUCCUGAUACCAAAAAGCACAUCCCCUACAGGGAGCACAAGAGCUUAACUGGCACGGCAAGAUAUAUGUCUAUCAACACUCACCUGGGAAAAGAGCAAAGCCGCAGGGAUGACUUGGAGGCUUUAGGACACAUGUUUAUGUAUUUUCUACGAGGCAGCCUCCCCUGGCAGGGAUUAAAGGCAGACACGCUGAAAGAACGCUAUCAGAAAAUUGGGGACACAAAGCGCAACACUCCUAUUGAAGUUCUCUGUGAGAACUUCCCAGAGGAGAUGGCAACAUACCUCCGCUAUGUGAGGAGAUUAGACUUCUUCGAGAAACCAGACUACCAGUAUUUACGUACACUAUUCACGGAUCUUUUUGAAAGCAAGGGCUAUGCAUUUGAUUAUGCAUAUGACUGGGUAGGCAGGCAAAUACCCACACCGGUCGGAUCCAGUCACGCAGAGCAUGGAGUAAGCAGAGAAAGCCACGUACACCGGGAGAAAGCUACACAGCAGCAGCCACUUCGAAACCAGACAGGAGCAGCUGAUCGCAGAGGAGCAUGGGAAAUUCAGCCCAAUCGGCAGCAAAAUCCUUCAUACCUGACCUCACAACUGGCGUCUGACAGACACGGGGGCUCUGUCCAGGUGGUUAGCUCAACCAAUGGCGAGCUUAACAUCGACGAUCCAACGGUGGCACACUCCAGUGCACCAAUUGCAACUCAACCAGAGGUGGAACCUUCAGAAGAUACCAAGUGCUGCUGUUUUUUCAAGAGGAAAAGGAAGAAGAGUACAAAUAGACAUAAAUGACUGCAGCUCUCCAGGGACUGCGAGGCUCUGCUUGCAUGUUCAGCUCCCUUCAUUUCAGACGAAAAUGCCACCUGACUGGUUGAGAAGCUUCAGACUGAUGACCUUUGUUUUGUUUUGUUUUUGUCUGUGCCUACAUGUCCUCCGACUGGGAAAGGAAUCCGUCUCUUUCAACACUCAGGCUCAAUUGCACUUCUUCACAUGAUCGACUUCCCCCCACCACCCCCCCACCCCCCCCCCCCCCCCACCCCAUGUGGGAGAUAGCCCAGGCACCCAAUCCCGGGCUUUUUCUUUUCCUGUUUUCCUGACGGCGGAGAGGUGGGGGAAGGGGAGAACCCCAGCAGGUUUGUCCCGCCACGAACCAAGAGGCAAGAGACUUGCGGGCACAAACAGACUCUGUGCAGAGACUCCCACCUGGAGCAAGAGAAGAUAGCCAAAGUGACAAUGGCAGCACAGUUGGAAAUAGGUGCAUUUGUUGCAAAAAAAAAUGGUUGUUCUAUUUUGUGAUGUAGCAUACAAGCUGUGAGAAACUUACAAUCUAUGUUUUUUUUCUUUUUGCCAAGCCUUCAUCUCAUGCCCUUCCCUCCCCAUCCACCCAACUAUUAAGCCUUUUCUUGACCUUGUUUGGAUCUUUCCAGGUGCCGCCAGAUGUGUUUUGUGCAUGCCGUCUGAAAUCAUUUUUAAGAGGAAGAGGUAGGCUCUUUUGCUUUAAGGUGCACUUAACGUAGGAGCGGGUGUGUGUGCGUGUCGUUGCGUGUGUGCGCGUGUUUUGUCACUGGUAUCUGAUAUCGAUCAAAGAUCAAACCCAUCGCGGACGAUGAACACACAUUAUCUGCCGCAGUAAUUUACAAGCCAGUACUGCCACUUUUAAAUGUGUUUUUAGUUGAAAUUUUGACGUUUAUAUCCAAAGAGCUGUGUUUCUGUGGAAACAAUACAAAGUGGAACAGCAUUAAUUCCCCUGAGAUUUUUAUUUAUUUUUAAGUGGGACGUCUACAAAUGUCACGAGCCUUCAAUGAGCAUCUGAUUUUAAGGACUGCUGCAAAUCGGUUGCCAAAGUGAAUGAACAGCUCAUUACUUAUGUUUUAGGUAGUUUCACUGGAUUUAAAAGACAAGUAGGUAUUAGCACUGCAGAGAAGGUGUUUUCUCAAGGAACGCACCCUUCUCACCUCAGCCAGGUAGACUUUAAGCUUUUCCAUGUCCAUCUCCCUCCUUGUGGUAAACGUACAAUUGGUCUUAAUCUUUCUAGGGUCCUGUAGAGUAGCUUUCUUUUGAUAACAUGCAGGUACCAUCCUGAAACAAAUGAACUUAUUGGGAUAGUGGGAGCAGACUUUUCCAGUGAUCUGACAGGAGGUGUGUGUGUGGGUGGGGUGGGAGGGGGCAGGGGGGGUUGUUAAACAGAGGAUUUACCCUCUGGUCUAUUCUGAAAUUUAGAUUCUUAAGCAUAACUCCGUACCUGCUGGCCAGUGACUGCGGGGGAUUUUUUUGCUUAAGGCAGCUGUAUCCUCAGGAAGCCGCAAAGUGCCUGUGGCUUUACUCACCACCCUCGUACUGCCGUGCCACAAGGUUGGCCCAGCGUCGAGUUCUAAAGGCGUGCGUAUGGAAACUGACCAAUUGCCAGAAACGGUCCUCUUGGUUUACAAGGGGUUUAAAAACAAAAUAAUAAAAGUUCAGUUGAUGCUUAACACUGAUGCAAAUUGAGCAUUGUGAUAUUGCCAUAACGUGGAGCCAUUCGGUGGGCCUUGGCACAGUUUCCAAGAUUAACCAUGCCACAACAAGGGACUUGAGCUGUGUACAAUUCCAUAGUUUCCAUAGUGAUGUGAAUUCAACCAAAGUACUUCCAAAAUGCAGUGAGCGUAUCAAAAUAAAGUUUGGAUAGUCCUGGCCAUUAGUAUGUGAUUCAUUGGAGUGUAACAUGUUGUAAUUAUUAGCUGUAACAUCCUUAAGCUCUUGUUUCUCCCUCUGCGGUUGAAAUGAUGCAAUAUUGCUUUGAGGGUCAGCACACUUCAGAGAUCCAAAUGAGCAUGCUGAGGUAUGAAAUGACCCUAAAGAAAGACCUGUAGGUGGGACAUCUAUAGUUGCAAUUCUGCAUACAUGACUUGUGAGGGUAAAUAUCUGUGUUGACCGGGGACAGAAGCAGGCUUUGCACCAGGAAUCAGAAUUCUUGAAUUACACAAAAAAGUCCUCUCUUAAAAAGAAAUGUCUGGGUGCAUGUUCUAAGUCUGCCUAACACUUUAACCCGCAAUCUCCUAUUGUAUGUAGGACACAACAAUAAGCCAAACAUUCCACAGCAUUGGGAAGAAAAGGCUGGCAUUGGUCAUCUUAUGUUGCCAUACGCAUCCUUGAAUUUGUCCUGGAGUUUAGAUUUAGUAGACAGAAGCACAGGACUGUGCUCAGGGUCAGGCGCGAAGCAAUCUAAAGUAACAUUCUCAAGAGAUGUAUAACUAUUCGAAUGUCCUUUAGUGGACCCAUCAUGCAAAAAUGUUAACACUUAUCUGUUGAAUAUUCUGCUCUCUUUAACACUGAACAGGCUGCUGGCUUUAAUGACCAGACUGUGCAGCAACUCUGGUUUAAUUGAUUCUUGGAAAGUAAUUAUUUUUAAUUGACCGUUAUUGUGUGGGUGGUGGGGUAAGGAAAUACAGCUUUUUAGAGACCAGGGUCACAAUGUUCUGAACUAAACUGUUUACAAAAGCGGUCAGUUUUUUUCUAGCCGGUAACACAUACACUUAGUGACUUUUCCAUUUGUGAAAUCUCCACAAGUUGGAGAGUCAAUUAACAACAACUGGCUCCAGUCAAUAGUUUGCACUGCAUAAUACUCCCAAGCUGUUCUGAUAUAGACAGUUCCGAUUUAGCUUAUCCAACUUUUUAUCUAGGGAUGCUACCGGGCUGUCAAGUUAGCUUGUUAAUGCAGUUGUAUCCAUACCAUUCUGUUUACCUAAUGGGAACAAACUACUCGUUAAUUCAGAAUUGCAUAACUUGAAUUUUGUUAGAGCAAAUUUUAUUUGAAUAAAAUUGUCUUCUGUGUAGUUUUAUUUAUAUUGCUUAAUUCAAACCAUUGUUAGUACAACUUUCUUUUCAACCAAAAUGCAACUUUAAAGUAGGAUGAGUAGACCAUACUUUAGUUUGAAUGCUCUGGGCACCUUGCACCUGCAUCAUUUCUACUUCAUCAUUUUUGUGCUGUAUAACAGAGAAAUGGGGCGAAAAGCUAAGUUGGGAAACAAUGUUAAAUACAAUCCUCAAUGACAGGAAAGAAAAGUACUUGACAUUGAACUUGUACAGGUGAUGUAAAUUUAUGCAUUCAGUCACAGAGCUGUGGAGAGAGGUCACAUUCUGGGGUCUCAGAAACAAUCCUAAGAGCUUGAUUCUCCACAGUCCCUGAUAUCUCUGUGGAGUGUGACGCCCUAAAUUGGCAGAGGGAUUUUCUUUAUGUUUUGUUAGGGGUGAGCUGUGGAUUGGCCCUGCUGGAAGUUCUCUACCACCACUUGUUACUAUAGUCAGAUUACAAGGCACCAUAAUGACCUCCCCUGCAAUACAGAGAGAUGAACGAUCUAUGCUAUCCAGGAGGCAGCACUGUAAGAAUCAAAAAGAACAAUAGCGCAAUGUCAUUACCAGCAACCCAAUUUUCACACCCUUUAACUAGGAUACCUUUCCUUUGAUCUUACUCAUCCAAAUUUUAUUUAAGAAGAUUUGUUGAAAAUAUUUAUCGGCUUUAUAUUUUACCUUUGCAUCUCAAAAAAAAAGAUGUUUCCCUUUUAAAGUGUUUGCACUUUCCCAGGAGCUUCUGUAUUGGAUUUACAUGGUACAAUGGAGGUGAACGGUGGCUAAGAUUCAAAAAUAGACAUGCUCUAUUUGACUUCCAGGGGUCAUAAUGUUUCCUGAUGAUUUCCACAUGGCUAAAAGUAAAUAGUGUUAAAAUUGAUGCCUGCUGAAACAGCUUGUAAACUAUCUUUUGAAAAUAUAAAUUACUAAAUUCUUUCAAAACGGUGACAUUCUGGAAAUGGAAAAUGUCAUGAAAUGUACAGCCCAGGAGAAAGCACUGGCAUUUAUCUCUUAAAGGGACAGAGCAAAACAGUUCCACUGAGUAGCAUUGGUGUCUACCUUGAUUAUUCUCUUUGGCUGUUAAGUGAUUUUUUUUUGUCUGUGUGCGCAUGCUAAUGGCUAUGGGUUUCACCAUGGCAAAGGCAUAGGGCUACCAGGUUUGAGUUUUAGUUUAGCAGCUCAGUGGUUCAAUAAAGAUCCACCAGAUGUUCUUGAAAUGUGGUUACUUGGGACUGUCCUUCCAUCAGUGCUGUGAGAACUCGUACUAGAGCAUAAUUGUACAAUAAGUGUUUAUCAAUGGUGCAGCCUUUAAUAUCAGGAAGAAGUUACUUCCAAACUUGCCCUGAGCCUCCUACAAGUUACAGCUGUUGGGUGCAAUAAUAUUUAGACUUCAUUACAAAUCUGUGUACCUCAGUUUCAGCUUUUAUCUUCCCUCCAACACUCCUCCCUCCCUCUCAAUGGUUGCUUAGUCAGGACUAGGUUCCAUUAAGUAUAGUCCUUUUUUGUUUCGAAAGCGACCAAAGCCAGUGAGUACGACCUGGUUGCUUGGAUGGGAAAGCAAUUAUUCGACAAACGUGAUGGACCAGGAUUAACUCUUGAUGGGAUUCCCUUUAUCUUUGGUUGUAUUCUGGAUAGUGUGAGUAAAAGCUGUGUUUUUACUCUUUGGUGUUGUAAUAAUACAUCUCAGGAUCGCUACCUGAGUACGAAUUUCUAAAUAAAAUUCAUAGAGUUCAAGACUAAUCAUCACACAAAAAAAAUUAAGUAUUUAUUUUUGGUUUGCAUUCUUUUGUAAGUGUUGCCCCCUCUGCUGUUUGUUCUGUAUGUGCACAAUGAGGUAUCAAGAGUUUGCCUACAGUUUUGGGUUUGUGAAGUAUAUGAAAUGCAACCAUAGAAAUCUGUUUUUUAAAUGAAUGGCUGACUGUAUUUUUUCUCUUUCUCACUCCACUAUCCCCUUCUCUAUCUUUAAUUUUUUUUUCAAGAUUUGGACUGACCUCAUAAACCUGCUGUGAAACUCAAACUUGUAAAGGUUUCACUUUCUAAAUCGUGUCCACACACAAGCUCCAAGUAAUAGCCUUCGAUCUCUCAGCCUCUGGCAAAUUCUAUCAUUCUUGCAUUUCCUUUUGAAGGAUCUCACAACAGCAAGUUGAUGCUUUGGUGAUUUUUUUUCCCCUGAAUUCUGCAUAACUUGCUCUCUUUUCAUUCACUGUUGAGACAUCUGUAUCUGAAACACAGAUAAUGUUGCUUCAAGAUGCAUUGAACUGAGUUCUACAGUUUAUCUCUGAGCUGAAAGAAAAAGUCCAAGUACUUAAAGAUUUCUUUUGCUUUGUUUAUUGGUCAAAAUGUUGCCUCUUGCCAGGGAUUUUAUUCAUGGUUUUACCUGGAUUCUGCCAAUCUAAACCAGUUGGUGCAUGCAUAAACAGCUCUUCCUCCCCUUAUAGCCAAACAGAUUAACAGUACACCCGCCCCAGUACAGUUCUCAAUGCAUUCAAUUCCUCUCUUUCUGAGGAUCAGUUUUUGAUUUAGUGAGUCAUCAGGAUAAAAACUGUACAGCUGAUGGUUAUAGUGAAUAUGCAAAAAUGUGCUCCCUUAUUAAACUGCUUCAACACUCAAACACAUUUGAAUUUAGUGUUCUAUUAAGUACAUUGCCAUCCUACACUGUAAAGAAAACAAUGUUAAAGGAUUUAACUGCUCUCUGCACAGUUUUUACACCUGGUGUCAGUCCCGAGUCUCCUUUCUUGGACAAAACAAGGACCAGCUGAAUAAAGUUGCCCCCUAACUUUGCAUGCGUGCCCUCACUUCAAUAUGGGGAAACCUCAUAGCUGCUGGGCUAGUGUUGAUUUCCUACACUAGCCAUUCCCCCAGAGACUCUUCUAAAUAAGAUUAUUAGUUGGUGCUCACACAAGUUUUGCGCAUUCUGCUUCAAGGAGAUGCCAAUGAGUGACUGAAAUGCCCAUUAAACUCAAACUCUUUCGAGCAUUGGUUUGGGCUGAUUUCAAGCCACACUCCAUAACAUAAAAGAGCAGUAAGAUUGAUCUGUGCGACAGUAAGCUGGUUCAGUGCAUCCCAAACCUUCCUUACCUCAUCUUGGGUAAAUCAGCCAGAGUGCCCUGAGAAGUAGUUUUGCCCCAGACUAUGAGGAUGUGACUGCAAGUAGAUUCAGCAAAAUCCCCAAAAUCAUACCCCACUCCACAUCCUUUGUACAGAUCUUGCAGUUCAAAGCUGAACUUAAUUUUCACCAAAUGGUUGACACAAAAAUGGUCUCCUUUUGAAAGUAUAGUGUCAAAUCAUAAAUGCUGUCACAACAUUAAAGUACAAUAAAACUACUAAUAAAUGAUAAUCAGGUGUACUUAAGCCUGGCAUUAGUUGGUGCAGUAUUUGCAGUGUACCCUCUGCCAUUAACUUUGACCCAAUACAGCAGAUCCAAUGCUUAAACUAAAAUUUGAUCUUUAUGAUAGCAAGUUAUUGCAUUUAGGAGCUGUGUGUUGCUACCUGGGGCAAAUAAAAACAAUCCAGUUCAGGCACCAUUAUUCCAGAAAUUUGGAGAACCGUACAACUAAGCUGCUGGCCCUCCUCCAGCCCAUUGCAGCUGCUGCCUUGGCUGCUGAGCCUGUUGUUCAAAUGAAUGAUGAGACAUUUAUUGGAGCAGAGCAGACGUUGACGGCCAAUAAGUCGGUGGUGAGGAGUAGGACUUGGUCUAAUUUUAAACAGUAUAUUUUACACCCCAAAAAGAUGUCACUUACUCAGAGAACAAUAUCUUCGUGAAGGCUGCAGGAAACAAAUUACAUCUCCUGAUAAAAACAAGGCAGUAUUUCUCAAUGCAGAGAUUGAAUAAUAGUUGAGUUCAAAUUAUGUACAUAGUCUCAGCAGAGUGAGCAUCAUGUCUGACUGACAGGGAAAUUAGCCAAUCACCUGCACUCUGCCUUGCUGCAGCAUUGUCACUAUAUGCAGCCUUAUUUUGGAGAGGCUUUUACUGAGCUUCAGAGUUUGCAAUCUGUUACUGCAUAGCUGAUCCCACCUUUCCUCAGGAUUCAGUACCUUUCUUGGAGCUAAUUAAUAGAAUAAGGUUUGAAAUUUCAGAUCAAGACACUUUUUUAAAAAAAGGUAGUUAACUUCCUAAAUAGCAGGUCAGGUUCCUAAGAGCAGGGCUGAUUGACCUGAGGCUCCACUCGCCACCAGUGCUUGGUGCUGAGCAAAAUCCACACAUCUGGGCUUAUUUAAGAGAAUGCAGUAUACUUUUGGUGCCUGCCGGCUAUUCCUAUCUGAGCGAUGGCCAAUUAUUGUUCAACACUUGCUCCUGCUGCUAGAGAAGUGGUGAAUAAACUUGGGACCAGAUGUUGCAAUCAAUGACCAUGAAUGUGUAAAUGUUUUACUUCUGUUUGGCUCUACAUUGAUCUAUAAGACACGUCUCAUUGGUUUGUAAGUUUUGUUUGUUAUUGCAGUGACAUUGGGAUGGGGGGGAGAGCUGAAACCGGUUUUAAACCCCUGCAGGGUAAGAGCUUAUCACCAUCAUGCUGGGAGAUUCUCUUGGCACAUGCACCCUACACAAAUGGACUAAGAAUCCAAUUUUAUAAUUUUCAAGCAUCCUCCCCUCCCAAACAGCAGGAUGUUAUUUGCAUGCCGAUAGUUGCUGAUCCCAGGUCCAGGAACGGUAGCCUGUAGUGUCAUCGUGCCAAAUACCUUCACAGGCAAGGUUUGAUAGGUCGGGAGAUGAAAAAGCAGAGGAAUCCCCUUAAGUCUUAAAGUUGAUCUUGCAAAGACAUUUUAAAGAACUUUGUGACUUCCCUUUCUACCAUCUCCCAAGAGUGAAAUUAAAGGAUAAAUCUCCACUGAAUUGCAGCAUACUUAAUUAUUAGUCAUGUGUGCACUUAAUACAUCAUCCCCAUUGGAGGAACAAACAAUCUGCUGGAGGAACUCAGAGGGUCGGGGAUCAUCUGCUGGAGGAAAGUUGUCAGUGUUUUGGGUCAAAACUCCGCGUCAGGAUACAGUCCAAUGUUGAUGCAGGGUUUCAAUCCGAAAUGUCGGCAAUUCCCUUCCUCCCACAGAUGCUGCUCGACCCGCUGAGUUCCUCCAGCAGAUCAUUUGUUGCUUCAGAUUCCAGCGUCUGCGGUCUCUUGUGACUUCAUCACCAUUUAUUGCUGUGAUUUAUGUCGUCUUAUCCUCUCCUUGGAGCAGGCAUUUUGAGGAUCCAUGUCUGAUGUCCCACUAAUACUCCAACCUGAGGAAACCCCCCCACCCCCAAACCUUAUGAUGGUCUGCCACGAGGUAUUUAAAAGGCCGCCGCAAGUUUUCUGAAGUUACAAAGCUGUAGUAAUGAGGGCAUUCAAGCUAACCCUGUGUGGGUUUUGUACAACAAACUACAUUUUCAAAUGCAUUCAGGAUUCACUAGCAUAUUUGCAUUCUUCAGUUCCCUGGAAUUUCCAAAAUUAAGUGACAAGCAUAAUAUGCUGAAUUAAUUUCCUCAGCUAAUUGUUCGGAAGCUGACUGCUCGCUUUACUUGAAGUCCCUUUUAACCUGUUUUUUAACUGUAGGGUGAUGAAGGUGACGUCUCUGCAACCAUCCAGGAUGUCGCCACUUCCAGCACCUCGCCCAGUCUGCUUGCCUUCACCGAACUAUGAAUGUUGUGGUCAGAUAGUAUAGUGUCCACAGCGGAGGCAGUAUUGCAGGUUAGAGUUUACACACCUGAGGUUUCUUUUUGUAUUGUUAGUAAAACGAUCAUCCAAAAGAAUGUAAAACCCUCCCUAACCCAAAAGAUAGCUCGGCUGACAGGAACUGUGACAUCAAAGGAAAAUCAGAAGUAACAGCUAAAGCUUAUUCAAAUCAGCAUUUGUACCGGAAAUUCUUGAUUGUCAAGAGCCUGUUCUGUUUGAAGUGGGAGUGCUCUUACUUUGUAAUAUUUUAUUGAUGUCAGUGCUCUGUGAUGCAGAUUGAAAGCUCAAAUGUCUUUACAACUCCAAAAUGAUUCUACACAAGAGCAGGAACUGCUGGAAGCAGUCAUCAGGUCAGAGAGAUCAUUGCGGGAAGAGAGUGAUUAUAUCAGUCCAAUUGCAGCUACCUGCACUUCUGCUUCUCUCUUGAAUGAGGCUGCCUGAUGAAAGUUUCUAGCAUUUCAUGAUUUUUCUUUAAUUUCAGAAUUCCAGCAGCUGCAGUAUUUUGCUUUUGUGACAAGUCUGCUUAAUGACCUUUACCACUACUUGACAUCCUGCAUGUUUAGCAUUACCAGCUGUCCUGCCUGGGGAGUGACAGUCCGUGUUAGAAGUUUGUCUCUGGAAUGCACCUCACAGAACACCUUCUUUAAUAAACCUACUUUGCAUCCAUUUCUAGGUUUUAGCCAAGGAGGAGAACUGCAUGUGUUUCUGAUUGCAAUGUUUCUUUAUCUGAGGCUCACGUGCAGGAACUUACAUUAUUUCACCGGGCAUAGAAUAUUUUUUCCUCUGAUCUCAGUUUGUUGAUUGGCACUGUCUUCGGUACUGUGAUGUAAGGUGAGGUCUGAAACCCAGUCAGGCUCGACUUUGCCAGUUUCCUUACGUUUGUUUUCUUUGCCCCUUUCAGUUUGGACAGGACCUUCUGUAUGUUUGGAAGUAGAAACUGCAAGGUUGCACAGUCUUAUCAUUGUACUGUAGAAAUGUUCUAUUGUAAAAUUCCAAUUAAAACUGACAUUAUUUCUACAGCA